Seriola aureovittata is the source of this 3560-nucleotide messenger RNA. RefSeq names its product zinc finger DHHC-type palmitoyltransferase 21 (gene zdhhc21). The transcript is spliced from 8 exons. Gene Ontology annotation, molecular function: protein-cysteine S-palmitoyltransferase activity. The coding region runs from base 129 to 926 and encodes 265 amino acids. Gene Ontology annotation, cellular component: Golgi apparatus; endoplasmic reticulum. NCBI's taxonomy places the organism in Eukaryota, Metazoa, Chordata, Actinopteri, Carangiformes, Carangidae. Gene Ontology annotation, biological process: peptidyl-L-cysteine S-palmitoylation; protein targeting to membrane. The record is from RefSeq and is a predicted model, not a curated record.
UUUUUUCAUUGCAGGUAACAAAACACUGGUCCUGUCCAGCCCACAGAGGCUCGGAUGAGGAAGUGGCUCCACUGAUACGUGCGCUGAAUAGGACAGAUAAUAAAAGUUUUCCUGCAGUCCCUGCAGCCAUGAAGCUUCGACUGCACUUUGUGGUGGACCCCAUGGGCUGGCUGUGCAUCAGCAUGGUAUUUGGGAUCUGGUUGUACAACACGUUCUUCAUUCCUAAGCUGGUUCUGCUUCCACACUACAAUGAAGGACACAUCCCCUGGGCCACAGUUGUUUGUUAUUACAUAGCAUCAGCACUCUGCAUAGCGGCCCUCGUCAGAGCUUCGACAGCAGAUCCCGGGCGUCUUCCUGUGGACCCCCACAUACCUCACUCUGAGCGAGAGCACUGGGAGCUGUGCAAUAAGUGCAACUUAAUGAGACCUAAAAGGUCCCACCACUGCAGUCGUUGUGGCCACUGUGUACGCAGGAUGGACCACCACUGUCCUUGGAUCAAUAACUGCGUGGGAGAAGACAACCACUGGCUUUUCCUGCAGCUCUGUUUCUACGCUCAGGUCCUAAGUUUGUUCACCCUGGUGUUGGACUUCUGCCAAUACUAUUACUUCCAGCCACUGACAGGACUAGACCAGGAGAAGUUUAUGACACGCCAUGAACUGGCUCUGCUGCGAGUCUCAGCGCUCAUGGGUGUGGUCAUGUUCGGUGGCAUGACCAGCUUGUUUUAUACACAGAUGACGGGCAUCCUGUCUGAUACUACCACCAUUGAGAAAAUGGCUCAGUUCUCAAAUGAAAUAUACGGCUCAAAGAGAUCCUGGCAGUGGGCACUAGCUGAAGUUUGCGGCACUCGCUGGAAACUCCUGUGGUUCCUCCCGCUCCGAAACAGGCAGCCGCUCCAAGCCAGCCACCACUCCCGUGCCCACGUGUAGGUCGGUAGCGCUACACUACCUCCUGCCUGCACAGAUGGUACGGGCUGCCAUGAUGAAACACUGUAUACACACUUAAAGAAUCCAUCUGCUCGCCUUCACCGUCCUCUUUUGUGCUAUGGGAACUGGGCAGCAGUGUUGGUUUGUCAGUGGAUACUGGAAGCUUUUUUUUUUUUUUUUUUUUUUUUUUUGGUUUUAUUUAUUUUAAUAUUUUUGUUUUCUUUUGCCUUUCUCUACAAGACCCAGACUGGCAGUAAACAGGGUCAAGAAACACCUUUGGGAUUGACGGGAAAAUGUUGCUUUUUUACUCACUGUGACUGCUACUUUCAGCAUUUGGAAAACACUUUUAAUGGCUAAGUGCAUCAGAAGGAUGGAAGUCUGCACCUGAAAGCAGCUGGCAAAAGGGACCCCUCUCAGGUUACUUUAAUCAAAAGAGCCUUUACUACUGACCUUUAAUCAACUACAGACAGAGCUAGGGUAACUCCAGUGUGUCUGUUAGAAAGGCAUUUUUUGUAUAAAGUUUGUGCCUUGUUUCUUUUAGCUCUGUCCUUUUUUUUUAUUUGUUACGCAUGAGCAUUGCUUUUUCGUUAUAUUUUCUGGUUGCUGAUCUUCCAGUUGGCAAAUUUCAUGUGAAUAGUGAAGGGAUCUUUAAAUGGUGAUCAUAUGAUGAUUCAUGAAUGUUUCCUUGCUUUGUUCUGUGAUCGUUUUACCUAUGAAGUGAUGUUUUAUGAAGCAUGGCCACAGAACAAAGUUGAUAACUUGAAUAAUGAUGACACUCAACCAACCGGUUACGAAGAUGUGUGAUAACAAGCAGACAGUUAACAAUUCCUGAUACCAUGGUGCAAUAAUCCAAAUUUAGAAACAAGUCAACAAUAAUAAUCUUAGGCUGUAUCUGUCGUGAUCAAAUCUGUUGUAUAAUCAAGUUGUUUCUCUGCGUAUAACAAACAUUACAAAGUCAAUUAAUAUCAUGACAUGUUGUGAACUCACAUACUGUCCUCAAAGAUCACUUAAACCUCUCUAUUGAUCUUAAAGGAGUAGUCUGACAUUCUGAGAAGAGCGUGAAUAAGUGUAUUUUCCCAGAAUAUCGUCCUAUUCCUUAAAAUCGGACUGUUUAGCAUAAACCUGCUGUAUCAACCAUAGCACUUACAAAGCAUUGGCACAAAUGACUUUUGAAUACAUUGUUCAUUUUAUACUGCUGACAAAAUCAUUUGUGAUUUAUACUUAUCAUGUUAGUGCUGCAGCUGACAUAGUAAGGUCUUAACAAGCAACCCAAACACAAGCAGAUCAGCGUACUUUUGGCAUACAGCUAGUUAACACUUGACACAUCACUGGCGAUUUUGCUGUAAAUCUAUGGUACUGAAUAGAGAUUUAUUGAAUUCUUUAACUGAAGAAGAUGAUUCAGUGCAUAACAAUGCUAGCAUAGUGUGGUUGCCACCGUCUAUAAUACUUGGCAGCCACUUAGCUCAAGCUGUACGUAAACAAAGCUUGCCAUGUGCUGGAAACAUUACAAUAUCCAAGUAGUUUUAAGUGCCUGUCGAGGUCUUCUUUUUACUCUCACAGUACAUCAUCAUCAUGUUGUUCUCCAUACAAGCCAAAGACCGGGGGAAAUGUUGCAAUAGUCAGCAAGCAUUCAGUAAAAGCAUGUCUCACCAAAUGUCUGAAGGUAGCGGUUCGAUAUUAUGCACUGAUUUUUGCAUUAGCACACAGUCUGUUUCACUGCAAUCUUCACAUGAAGAAAUUUUAUUUGUCGUGUAUCCCUUUUUUAAUUCAUACCUCUAAUCAAAUUGUUUGCAUUUGCAUGAGUGUGUGUUGAUAUCCUUGCUCAGUGGUUUUUAUAACUCAGAUUCAGGUUCUUGGAUGUUUGUAUUUUAUUUUUUUGUGGUUUGAUAGUGGGUGGGUAAAUGUGUGUGAUUGGUGGUAAAAGAAUGGGGUACUGAUGAAUUCAUUAAGAAUUUCUUUAUAUAUAAUUUUUGAAAGCAAUAAGCGCUGUGUGUCAGUGAAGCCACCUUUAUUGUUACAACAGUAGUGAAAAUCUGAUACGUAUUGUGAAGUAUAUGAACUGGAUGGAUGGGUUUCACUCUUGACUCAUUAACCAGUGAUAACUGAUUGUUUGUCAAUACUUCAGUAACCUCAGCCAAGAUUAAUACUACUGUAGCUGCUGUGUGUAAUUGUAAAGCAUUUUUCCAAUGAACAACAUGUCAGCCACAGGACCUCAUGUUGUUAGCAACAGGCUAACAGAAAAGCUCAAAUUCAUUUUGUUGAAUCAAGAGCUGCAGGAGACUGGAGGUGUGAACGUUUCAGAGAAGCUGUGCUCACUCACUUCCCUCCACAGCCGCUAUCUGGCGUCCCACAGGGCUCUCAGUUUGGAUCUGUGCUCUUUUGUUCACAUUGUUCAUUUGCUGUUUUUUGGAAUGUGUUCUCAAGCUUUAUUUUGUUUGAUUCAGACCUCAAACACUGGAACAGUUGUGUUUUGUGAAUUAAAUUAAUAAACCAUAAAUAUGUUACCCAUUUAUUUACAUCUAGAAAGCCCUGUGAGAAAAAUCUGUUAAUUAUCUUAGAAAAGUGUAUCAAUUGUGAUUAUAAAAAAUAUCAUAAAGGUAUUCAUAUUCUAAUAAAUUAGAUUCUGAAUAAGUCUGA